AUGGACCUUGAAGAGAAGCGAAGUGCUGUGAUUGCUUUGCUCCGAGCUGGAAAGCGUCAGAAGGACAUCGUUCGUGAGCUGUCCGAUUUACGUGUUUGCAGAAGUUUUGUGUACAGCACAGUUAAACGAAACCUCGAGACCGGAAGUACCAAAAAACGGUAUGGUGGGGGACGUCGAGCUACUGUGGUCACACCUGCCAUGGUGAAGAUUGUCAAGAAGCGCCUUGAGAGAAAUCCUCGACGCAGUGCAACAAAAUUGGCGGAGGAUUUUAACAUAUCGGAUCGAAUGAAGCAGAAACAGGAACGGUUAAGAAGAGCAAAGUCACUGUUGAAGAGGGCCGCGGAAGGAAAGUUGGAGAAUAUCUUGUUUACUGACGAGAAACUCUUCACCGUGCAGCAGUUUGUGAAUAAGCAGAACGAUAGAGUAUGGUUGCCUGAAAGAUCACGAACCCGUGCCGACGUGCUGACGGCUACCAGGCGACAGAAACCAGCAUCGGUGAUGGUUUGGGCCAGAAUCACCCGAGAUGGCCGGACUCCGCUGGUUUUUGUCUCUGAAGGAGUUAAGAUCAACCAAAAUACGUAUCGGGAACUAGUUCUACAGAACGUCGUCGAACCGUGA
This is a messenger RNA of Aedes aegypti (yellow fever mosquito), 618 nucleotides long. RefSeq lists its product as uncharacterized. Gene Ontology annotation, molecular function: DNA binding. Lineage: Eukaryota; Metazoa; Arthropoda; Insecta; Diptera; Culicidae. The coding region runs from base 1 to 618 and encodes 205 amino acids. The transcript has 2 exons. The record is from RefSeq and is a predicted model, not a curated record. Gene Ontology annotation, biological process: regulation of DNA-templated transcription.